This is a messenger RNA of Hipposideros armiger (great roundleaf bat), 7774 nucleotides long. It is a transcript of the gene ICE1, whose product is annotated as interactor of little elongation complex ELL subunit 1. The transcript is spliced from 19 exons. NCBI's taxonomy places the organism in Eukaryota, Metazoa, Chordata, Mammalia, Chiroptera, Hipposideridae. The record is from RefSeq and is a predicted model, not a curated record. The coding region runs from base 231 to 6968 and encodes 2245 amino acids.
CGCACUCGGGGGCCGCGCCGGGUAGCGUUUCUUUCUAGUGCCCGGGGCAGCUCUGGCUCGGGGAGCCCUCAGCUAGCUCCACGGGGACCUCUGUGCACGGAUGGACCCGCCCGGACACGGCGGGAAGCGGCCUGGCAGGCGGCGGCCCCGGCGGCGUCAGCAGAGGCAGUACAGGCCCGAGGCCGCGGGCCCCUGAGGCGCGCGGGCCCACCGGGCCGGGCGGCGGCACCAUGAUGCCGGGCGAGACCCACUCGGCGGCUCCCGGGACGGCGGCGGACCUCUCGCGGUGUCAGGGCUGCGCCUCCCUGCAGCAGAAUUUAAAUGAAUAUGUUGAAGCAUUAAUUGCCUUGAAGCAAAAAAUUAUUAAUACAGACAAUUUGUUAACAGAGUAUCAGAAGAAAUGUGAUGAGCUGCAGUUUGCCAGAAGGGAAAACAGCACUCUACAUCAGCAGGUGGAACAGAUGCUUCAGAGAAUCUCGCCUCUGCAGAGAUGUCAGGAAGAGCUGGGAUCUUUAAAGGCGGAGCUGGAGGAGAAAAAGAGUUCUCUAAAGUUGUAUCAGGAUACUCAUCAGGAAUAUGCCCGUGUAAAGGAAGAAUGCUUGAAAACUGAUGCUCAGAAGAAGAAACUAGAGGCCAAGGUGAAGAAGCUGGAAGAGGCUGCCAUGAAGCAAAUUCAGGACUUCAAGCAACUGAGGAAUGAAAAGAAAGUACUUGAAAAGGAAUUUAAGAAGACACAGGAAAGGCUUGAUGAAUUUUCUAAACAGAAAAAUGAGAAGGAGUUGAGACAUAUUGGAACACAAAUUUCAAGUGAUUCUUACGGAAGCAUAGAUAAAAGGAAAGUAAAACUGCUUCUGAAGGAACUCUGGCUCUGCAUAAACACGACACACAGAGUACCUGGUGAAGGCAGCAGAUGUGUCGCAGAAAGGCCUGUCCAAGAAGAACCCCGACCCAGCCAGCCCAGGGAGGCUGGGGUGCCGGCUGCGGGAGGACGCGGCCCCCUGAAAGCCUCGGCCGUGCAGACAUGCCUGGCGGAGCUGUCCAUGGAGAUCGAGGGCGACUUCUCUGCAUGCGAGAGUGUGGGAGGAGAGGGGCCCUCCGCAGGGGCUCCCCGGGACGAGCACUGGCAUCGCGGGGUUUUAACAAAGCACGGGCACAGUUCUGCCUUCUCCGACCACGACCACCUUUUUGAUGAGGACCUUCAGGCCGCCGUGGACUUCUUCAAACUGCCCCCGCCUCUCCUGUCGCCUGUGCCAUCUCCCCCUCUGGGGUCGCCCCUGGGCACACUGCCGUCUGCGCUGGCACCCGAGACCUACUUUGGAGAGUACGCGGAUUCCAGUGACGAUGACUCGGCCCAGCACAGAAACUCUGCUGAGUCUGUCUCAGAAGCUGAGGCACCAGAUGCGCAGGACUGUCCGGGGUCCUCCAGAAAAACGAAAGGACAUGGCUCAUGGGCCAGAAAGCUCAGAUCACGUGAAGCCGUCCGGGUUCCAAAUGCGUCGGAAGUAAACGAAGUGACAGCUGUGGGGUUUGGGACAUUGACAACAACACUAAGGGAACCUCCAGCCACGUACUCCUUGGCUCGUGAGAAACACUGGACAGUGUCACCUCCACUCACAAGCGAUAGACACAGAGGCAUGGUAGACGAGGCUGAACAACAGCGAGAGGGCAGGGAGACGGAUAAGUCAGUGCAGACCGAGGGCGUGCUUCAUAAACCCAUCGGGAGGGCGCGGGUUGAAAAGGUGUCUGGCAGCCUCGCCCAGGAGCAGGAAGCGGCCCUCAGGAAGUCAGACCUGCGUUCUUGCCCCCUUGGCCAGAGGCCAUUAAAUGAACUCGUGGGCUCUGAAGGAAAAACCCUGUUAUCUAAAAUGGUGGGAUCACCCAAAUCAGACUUUACUCAGUGGAUACCAACGAAUGAAGUCACUUCUGAAUCGGACCGUGCCUCCGUUUCUGACCAUCUUCGGGGAAUAGCCAGAGAACCGGAAAAGGAGAGAGGACCUAUGCAAGGGUUCGUGCUGGGACAGUCACCUGAGCCGGAAGAAGACGCAGGUGACGUCAUGGAUACGACAGGGUGUGAUGUCGGCGUCAGGUUUCCUUCCUGUACCUCGGGAGCGCCGUCUGCCUACCGUCAUCCUCAGUGUGGUGACGAGACACAUGUUUCCGCCGAAGUGUGUCAUUCAGAGCAAAAGUUACAGGCCGGAACUUCAAACACAGCGAGUCUGCAGCCUGAGCCACCAGCGUGUUCUAUAGGAGAAGACGCGCCAGGGAGCAGCGCCUGGGCUUUGUGCCCCGAAUUUCACGGGCCGAGUAGCAGUGAGGUGGAAUGUGCAGAAGCUGUGAAAGGCGCGGCCCAGGUGUGCACACUCCCUCCGUCAGUGUUUGCGAAGGCCGCGAAAGGUGGGCAGGGUGAAGGCCAAGGUCUGCAAGUGGGGCUCACGCCGAGUCAGUCAGAUUUCACACCACUAGUGGAGUCUCAGUCCGGCUUGAUCAAGCAUGUUUUUGGCUUUGUCAGAAGCACUUCCUGGCACCAUAGUGAUCUUUUGAGGAGAGGCAGUGAAGAAAGGCUGAGAGCUAAGUCAGAACAUGAACAAGAGACCCAUCAUCAGUUACAAAAGGCAUUGGUCCCCUUGGAAACCAGGGGGUCAGCGUCCAAGCCCGAGCUCGCUAGAGAAAGUGCCGGUGCUGUGCGGCUCGGGGCUGUUGCCUCCUUGCUGCCGAACCAAGUGUCAGUGAUCACCAAGCAGGCCAGACCGGAGAGGACGCACGGUGCUCCGUCCGAGCCCUUGAUCCUGCCCACGAGCGAGCCUGCCUCGGCGACAGAAGUCAGUACCGGGACUGGAUACGUGUCAUCUGGAGCGAGAUGUGGGGAGGGAGAGGACGCAGCGCAGGAAGUCCAGGAGGCGGGUCCUCUGGAAAGGGCCGCACCAGGCGUCUCCCCUUCUUGGAGGAAACUCGAGCUGGAGUUUCCAGGUGGUUCUUCAUCAGUAGAAAAUUCUCAUCCCACAAAUAGCAAAUUACCUUUCUUUUCUGAAAACUGCCCCGUCCCAAACCAAGACGUCGUGACGGAGCCCGCAGUGCAGGAAGAGAUGCAGAAGCAGAGGCCGCGUCCGAAUGCCACAAACCCGGACUCGUCCGGGAUGGAUGGAGACCAGUGUCCGGCCGCAGGAAUGGCAGCGUCGGAAGGCUGUCCCGCUGAAGACGCGCCCUGUGGAGGCAGAGCGGGGCCUGGUGGGGAAGGCGCGGCCCUUGCCGAGGACAGUCCCCGUGUGCGGCAGAGCCCAGAGCGGCCCGAGCAGCUGCUGUCGCCGAGUCCUGGCGGUGUGCGCUGUGAAAGCCCAGGCCCCACAGCCGCUGCCUUUCCUUCAGCGACUGGCAGGAAACAUGACGACACCCAUGCUGUCCCCCAAGGGAGCCUCUCUCGCCCUCUGUACUGUUACACAGGCAUCCGGGAGGCAGGAGGCGGCGACACGGAGGGGGACAGCGAGGCCCCUAGCUGCAGUGAGGGUGAAAACGAGGCUGAAGCCGUGCCAGGGAGUGCUGCCCAGGCGCCCAGGACAGACUUCGAAGCUGCGGGUGCCGGUGCCGCUGAGCCCAGACCUGCCACCGAGCUGGGCUGCCUGACCUCGGCUCUGCGGGACUGCAACAUCAGCACCCUCCCUGAGACGGACGGACUGUCCACGUCGGAGGUGGUGCAGUUUCUUGAGAGUUGUCAGUUGAGAGAUUAUAGUUCAGGGGACUCUGUUUCAGAAUGUUCUAGCAAAGAAACCCUAAACAAAGAUAUGAACGGAGAGUUAAAGCAAAGUGGAAAAACAGGAGCAAAAUGCAGGAAGCAACUCGGUGAACAGGAAGCGCUGGAAACCUGUGGCGAGCAGUGGCUUGAGUCAGAGGAUGAGGAGGGCUCUUUACGGAGCGCCAGUCGGCUCGCCCAGUGCGCUCUGGAGACGCUGUCCGAGGUGCUGAGCAAGCUCGGGCAGGAGCUGCAGCCCGACGACCCUGAGGACGUGAGCAGGCCCGAGGCCGCGGACGUGCUGCUCCUCAGUGUCGGGCAGGACGGCCCGACGAGUGAACUCGCGCAAGAGCACGUCUCAGCCCCAGAAACAAGCAGCCCCUCGUCGCCUCCGUCAGACCUCCCCCUGCCCGUGGUUGGCCUGGAUGCCGAGGGCACUUCUCCCGCUACUGGGACAUCCAGUGACAAAAACACUCAGAACAGACCUGAGGGUCUCUCAGACAUGACCAGGCCGAUCGACAGUGGGGACACGGUCCUGUCAGAACUGGCGGAGCCCCCACCCCAGGGCUGUGGCUCUGGAGCAGGACAGAUAGCCGAGCACAGUGCUGGCUGUGAGGCGGAGAGGACGUUUCAGUGUCAGAUCUCCACAGUGACCUCCGAAGUUAUAAAUGUGCUGAUAAAUAAGGACCAAAAUCUAGUCAUUGAAAAGGGGGACAACUGGACCAUCAUAAAUGGGGUGGCACUCGUGCCAGAUGGGGACCAGGUGAUCCUGUGUGACGCACCCGGAGACGCCCAAGGCUCCCCGGAGGGAGGAAGGCUGGCAGCUGGCCUCGUUUCCGCGGCUCCCGCGGAGAGAUCCCCAGACGCCGCUGACGCCGGCUCUCCGUUGCAGGAGCCCCCGUGCGGCGGCAGCCUCCCAUGUGCCCAAGAGGAGAGUCCCAGCAGUGGCCCGAGCUCCAACUUUGAUAAAAGCCGUCUGCGGAACAGGCCUGUGAAACCCAGUGUGAGGAUUAAUUCUGAAAUAUACGAUCAGGUCUUUGAGUCUCAGAUCGUUGCGUCUGAUCACACGUAUUAUAACUCGAAACUAGAACCAUUUGGCAAAACCAAGACUCGAUCGAAGAUUUCAAACAAAGAUCAGUCAAACAAACUGGCAAAGACUUCAGCGUCCAGCAGAGUUGAAAGUAAUCCGAGUGAAGUGUCCCGGUCACCUUCAGGGGACAGAGGUAACGCAAAAGCUCCGAGACACCCGCCUCAGCCCGUUCUCGCCAGCGCCGACACGUCUACUCCCACAGAUUAUUCUGCCGACACUCUGAGCCAAAUUCGGCAGGAGGUGGGGCCUCCCCUGCCGCCCCUGCUUGCUCCUUUGAUCGCCACGCCCCCCAGGACUUCGCGCCCCGUCUCCCCCCUGAUAUCCAGUUCCAGUCCCUCCUCACCCACCUCUCCUGCGGGCCGGCUCUCUCCAUUGUGCGACAUCCCAGUGCCGCCCAUGACGUCUUUGCUGGAAGACCCGGCACCCGUCUCCCCUCUGUGCACACCCCUGUCCCCGUCCGCCGUACCCACCGGGGAGAGGACGCUGUCCUCCCCUUUGCAGUUUUGUGCUGCGACCCCAAAGCACGCCCUUCCCGUGCCCGGCCGGCUGCCCCCCUGCGCGUCGGCCCACGCUGCCGUGGCCGGGCCCCAGGAGAACUCCGUGAAAAUCCUCGACACCAUGUACCCGGAGCUGUCAGCCAGAGCCCGCACCCUCAGUAUCCUCAAAGGUAAUAUUCAGCUGGCGCGGGGGACGCCUGCUGCCCGGCAGGAUUUGCCGGGGCCCGUCAGCGCCAUCACAGGGUUCAAAGCCAUCACGUCCACCUCCACCGCCUUUGUCAAAACGGGGGGCAGCUCUGGUGGUGACUGUAACCAGGAGAAGCCGAGAGACCUGGGGACACCACAGGAUUCAGGGGGUAAGAGGGCCCUGUCGGUGUGUACACUGAGGAGCGCUAAAAGGCUGCGCCUGGACAGCGGGUCCCCAGACCCGGAAACGGGGAGCGCCAACGCAGAAGGCAUCCACAAGCACCCCCGCAGGGACCUCCCUCAAGCUGAGGUCACAGCGACCGCUGAGGACCUGGCGUCUGUGCCGGCUGCUGGAGCAGCUUCCCACCCGUCCCCGAACCCCAGAGAAACUGUGGAGUCGCAUGACCAAGCCAUCGCUGACGCCCUGAAGAAGAUCGCGGGGUCCUGCUUUGACCUGCUGCCCGUCAUCCGCAGCCAUGUGUACGUGGGGAACAUCUCCAAAAAGCCUGUCCUGAGGGACGAGGAGAAGGAAGUCAUCUAUGAGUUCAGUACAGCAAAGAAGCACUUAGCAGAGUGCUUGCUUCACUCUAUUCUCUCAGAACUGAAACUUCAGAAAGGAUCUCUGGAGCCCAAUUACAUCCACGCUCUCUGCAGAGUGUACGUGGGCCUGUGCCGGCAGCUUGGCGACGUGGAGCGAGCACGCUUGUUCUGCUACAGCCUCCUUAAGGAAGAUUUCCCAGAGUCGGAAAAGCUGACUUUGUUCAUUGCAAACAUGUGGCACGACGUGUUUGUCUCGCAGUCGGUGAUCAGUAAGGCGAUGCAGCUAGUUGCCAGGCAGCGCGCUCGGGGCGAGGUGCUGAGCUGCCUGCGGGCUUUCCUCAGCUGGGAGAAGAAUGCUCCUGCGGACGUCGGCUUCAUGGUUUCCAAGCUGCUUUUGACCAUCCAGUUGUGUCCAAAAACGGAAUUCCAGCCGAGUGAGCGGUUCGGCGAGGACCUCAGUGAUAGCGCCUGGGAGUACAUCUUUGCCAUUGAGCUGCUCUGCUGCCAUCAGAAGUGGGUUUGGACGCAUGAUAACAUCAUAAGUAAGGAGCUGUGGCCGGUGAUGGACAAGUGGAUAAAAUACCGAAAAGGACACGCGAACAUCGCCUACACUCCUGACGUUAUUGUAGCGUCAGUACUGAGGCUCAUUGGUCGUUUAGGCCAAUUGGGUUUGAAGGAAGGCUUUCCAUCUGCUGUGAAAAACAUUAGUUCUGUCAUUGGUAUGUUCAUACAGCACGCCCGGGAUGAAGACAUACCGUGGGGCAUACAGCUGGCAGCCGUGUACGCUCUUUGUGACUUGAGUCCCAGCAAUCCAGCGGAAAUAUCCCAGAUCCUGGAAGCGUGGAGCAAACAGGCCUCUCACAGUGUCCCGUGUGCAGUGGUCAGCUCCCUGGAGGAAGUCAGCGCCUUGUGCGGGGACGGGCUCGGCUAAACCGCAGCCUGCACGGCGUCGCAGAAGUGCCUUCACAUGUCCUGAGUACAAACAGAUUAAUCAGCUGUCAGAAUGCAAACAGGUUCCGAGAGAGCGUGCCACGGGGCUCUUCCCGCUGGCAGGAGGCCGGAGGCGUAAGCAGUGGCGCGGCCGGCUCUAAACCACACGCAUGUCACAGCCGGUGUCGCGGGGCCCUGACCUGUGGUGUGUUACUGUGUCUCGGUCAGACAACAGACACUUGAACUUAGCCCUUUUUUGCUGCAGAAAGUGUCCUUUUAGCUUUUUAAAAUGAGUGGCAUUUUAUAAUGAAUUUAAUAUAAAAGCAUUGAUUUGGUUCCUGAGCUAAUUCUGGGCUUUGCGCUCAAAGGAAUGAAUAGGAAAAACUCAGUUAGCUAAAAGAGAAUUAGAUGACCCUCCCGCCACCUUAGCCAGAAACGGGCUGUGGAGGUGGCCAAGGGAGCACGCGCAGCUGGGGCAGAGCACAGCGGGACAGCCUCAGAAACUCAUGCUGGUGCGGUUUCCCCGCGCCAUUCAGCGCUGUGUCAGGAGGGGAGAGCGGCUGAGCAGCGCGGGCGGCCCUGGCGUGAGUGGCACAUGCGGACAGACCGAGCCAGUGGCCGAGCCCUGGGCCGUGUACAUACGGACAGUGCUACAAUGUGUUUCACAUUCAGUCAUAUUCCACUUCGGAAUUUUAGUAUUUGUACAGAGAAAAUGGGUUUCAUAACUCACCGUGGUUCUGAUUUGUCUUAUAUUCAUCAUUUCUUAAAACUCUUGUAUGUGUUUUUUAUAAUAAAAAAUAAAAGUAA